CUCCUGUGAUAGACUCCCAUGCUCUAUGCAUUCUUACAUUAUCCGUGGCUAACAUAUUUACCCAUGAUAUUAUCUGUCGCACAAUGAACGCACAAUGUACAUCUAUGUUAUCACUGAACGUUGUUAUUUGUUAAGAGAAGUUUAAAAUUUCAAAAAUAAAAAUAUAUAUUGUUAUUAUAAUUUAAAUUACAGUUGUCCGGUUUUUUUUUCCUUUUACAAACAUCAUGUUUCAUAAUUUAGAGAUGGGGAAGUCUAAUAUAUUUAAAUCCGUAUCAUUGACUAACACUGUGACAUGUGUUAAGUUUAUUGACAAUUUUUUAUUAGCUGGUAAGACGUUUUUUCUAACUGUUUUAUGUACUAUUUCUUUUGGAGUUUUAGAUAGUUUCAGAUCAAUAUUUUUACUGUUUCUAAUGAUGUAUAAAAUAAUUCACGUGAUGUGGGCCAGGCCAAUCGCGGAUGUUUUUAAUCACAAUAUCCUUUCUACAAAUUAUUUUCAUUGGAAGUAUAAGUUACAGUAAUCUAUAUAUUUGAAUAUUUCUCAAUAUUUUAUCCAGAUAUUCUAUGUUCCGAGCAGUAGCCUAGUUAUAAUUUUUUUCUAGGUAGAUUUCAUAGGUAUAUUAUAUUCGGAAAGUUUUCCAAUUAAUAUUAUGAUAUUGUCUUGUUAUUGAAAUAAAAAAAUCUUAAUCUGUUUCAUCAUAAAUAACAUUAUAGGUACAUAAAAUGAAAUCACAAAUAUCAAAUAGAGAAUAGUAGUAAAGAUCAUAGACAUAAUAUUAUUAAAAAAAAUACAUAUUAAAAAUAUAAGAAUAAUUUGUGAUAUUUUAAAUUUACCUACCAGUAAUUCUUUUAAGUCCCUUCAAGUUAGACACAAUACCUAUGGUUGGCAUAUUUAGUAUUUGUUGAUGCAGCCACAUUUUGCUUUGAUGUUUCUGGUAAUGUCCAAAUUUCAGCUUUACUAACUUAUUGUUUAAUAACUAGGCAUUGGUAAUAUUUUGCUGAUCUAUGACAUAGAAUCUAGGCAGUUAUGUGGACGUAGAAAAAUCUUUGAUAGAUCUACAAUUCACGGUAUUCAGUUUGAUUCUAGAGAAACAUUGGCAUUGAUACACGGAGAAACAAAUGUAGCAGUAUAUAAAAUGAACAUCCAGAUUGGUUUCCAGUAAUUAACAUACUGGUAUUUAAUUACUUUUAUACAUGUUUUAUAAUUUAAUUUAAUUUUCUAGUUUACAGUUUGACUGUGUUUUAAUAACUACGGAUUGGGUUUGUCAUGUUCUCUGGGUGAAUCCUAAUUCAUUUUUAACAUUAUCUGCUCAUAAUAAGGCAACAUUAUGGAGCUGUGAUCAUAAAAUAGAAGUAAAUUCUUCACAAUGUGAUGAAAAGUGCAUAUUGUAUCCUUUAUAUUGAGUAAUUAAUUUUACAACAUUUUAUAUUUAUUAAACAAAAAUUAAAUAUUGUACAUUUCAAAAUAUAAUAAAACAGUUUUUGUAAUAAAUAUAUUACAGAAUAGGGAACUUUUAAUUAUAUUUCAAAUUAUAAUAUAUGAACUGAAUAGUCAUUUUCUGAAUGCAUUAUAAUUAUUAUUUAUACCAAUUUAAAUUAAAUAGCUAUAUCACAAUGUAUUACUUUAGUCUUGAAUAAUCCUAUUGUUAUAAAUUAUCAGAUAUUCUGCUACAUCAACAGGAGAAGAUGAAACAAAUAUUAUUAUAUUCUCAGGAACGGUUUUCAAUGAAAUAAUUAUUUGGAGUCCUUUUAGAAAAUCUAAUGGAUCAAACAUUUUACAUAGAUUACAAAAACACGAAGUAACAUUUCUAGACAAUAUUUUUUUUUUUAUUCAAAUUAUUUUUAUUAAAUUGUGUUAUAUUUUAUAUUCUUAUGUUUUUAAACUAGGGUGUAGUAUUUUCUAUCUCUGUGAAUAAAUGUCAUUCUUUUAUAAUUUCUUCUUCUGAUGACAGAAGUAUUAUCAUCUGGAAUGUCGAACCACCUGCUGAGUUUCAAAAUAUUUAUGAUUAUUGGAACCAUGCAAAGAUCUCAUUCAAUUAUGCAUUAUAUUCACACAAAGCUAGGAUUUGGAAAAGUAUAGUUAUGGAGUCCGGUAAUAUUCUGAGUGCUGGAGAAGUAAGGAUUCAAAUCAAUUUCAUAUAAAUCAGAACUUUGCCAUUUAAUAAGAUUAUAAUUAAAUAUUUUUCAAAUGCAAUGUUUAGGAUGGUCAAAUUUGUCUAAAAACUCCAUCAUUAACUUACCAAUGGGAAGAAAGCAGAGGUUCUCAGGUUCGUAGUUUAGACUACACGGAGAAAAAUAAUUUAGUAGCUAGUGGAUGUACAACUGGGAGUAUUGGAUUAUGUUCACUGAACACUAUACCAAAAAGUGAAAUUUUAGCUGACUAUGCAUCGUCCAAUCAUUAUCCAAAAUACUUGGUGGUAUUAAGUAAUACAGAUACAUAUGUUCUUUACUCUGAUGGACAUGUAGUAUUUUACAAAAACAAUAUCAGUCAUAAUGUCUAUCAGGACGACAUUUUGUGUUGCACAUUAACAAUGGCCAUAUCCCCUUGUAAAACUAAACUUACUUUUACAACUAGUAGUGGAUGUAUAGUUAUUCUAGAAAGUAAACAUUAUUCAUUUGAAACAUAUUUAUUUUAGAUAAUACUUUGGAAUUUAUGUUUUGAUACAUUUUUCAGUUAUGGGUGAAAAAUAUAUUCAAAUAUUUAUAGAUCAAAUUUCUCCAGUUAAAAUUUUAUCUACUAUUUGGUUAAAUUAUAAUCAGAUAAUUUUAAAUUUUGAAGGAAAUAUUAUUCAUCUGUACAAUGUCAUUGAAGGUAAACUUAUAAAUAUAUAUAUAUAUAUAUAUAUGUGUGUACAGCGAAACCUUCCUUAACGGACACCUCUAAAUAGCAGACCCCUCCAAAUAGAAGACAUUUUUUCGGGAACAUCAGGAAUCUCUAAAUAUAGAACACUCUAAAUAACAGACACAUUUUAGAAUAGAUAUUGAUAGUUUUUAUCGUAAAUUAAGAAUAUAAUUUUUCCAUCUAAAUAGUGGACAAAAUUUCAAUGACCGAUAUUUAGAGGUUUCACUGUAUAUAUAAUAUUAAUAUAUUUUAUUAUAAUCUUGAUUGAAAUUUAAGUGUAACUACUAAGUAUUCUUAUGUACUCGUGUACUUAAAGACUUGCAUUUAAGUCUUUUGGAUACAUUUUUAAUCAGUUCAAAGAUGAAUUCUUGGAUAACGGCUGCUACAAUAAUUAAUAAUCUAAUCUUUGUUGGUUGUAAUGAAGGAUCUAUUUGUUUAUUCAAAUUACAUCAAAAGGUACUUACAUUAUUUUAAAAUUGAUUUAAUAGGUAAUUUGGUUUUGCUAUUAUUUUUUGUUUUAUUCUUCACAGUUGAGUGCCUAAUACAAUUUUUAUUUUUACUAUUUAAAACCUAACCUAACCUACAAUUUUAGAAGCCGUUGAAAGUGUUCAGUAAAAUUCAUAGUUUUGCUGGUGUGACUGCAAUAUGGACACAUAAGAAAUUUGAAGAUUUUAUAAUUAUUAGUUCUGUUGGUCGUGAUGGUACUCAUAGGUAUUGGAAAGUUUGUACAGAAUCAGAAACAAUGAUUGACAUACGUUUGGAAAUUUUACCUACCAAAUGGCCUUUCCUAAUAGUUAAUUCUAAUAUUCAUGGAGUAUUGAUUUGUGGUUUUAAAGAAGUGAUAAACUCUAAUGUUAAAUAUUUGUAUCUUGUUUAAAUAAUAUAUUUUUCUCUUAGAGCAACUUAAUUGUCUACAACCCAACCGAACAAACAAUUUUAGCAAAUGUUUUUUGCGGUGGUGGUCAUAGGGCCUGGGGCCUGACUAUUGAUAACAGUUGUAAUUCAAUUUACUUUGUCUGUAGUUCUUCAAAUAAUCAAUUGGAAAGAAAAGAAAUCUCUCUUAAUGGCCAACAUAUGCUUUUGGUAAAUUAAAAGAAUAAUACGUAUAUUUAUAUUUUCGAUACAUAAUUGAUACAUUUAAUUAAAAUAAGAUAUUGUAUAAUAUUAUUGUUAUGUGUUGUUUACGAUCAUAUUAUAUUUUAGAAUGGUUUUCAUUCAAUGAUUAUAAAUUCCAUGGCAGAGGUUAAUGAUGAUAUAAUGGUAACUGUCAGUGAAGAUACUACUGUCCGAUUAACACGAUUUAAUGAUAAAAUUCAUCAUCUGUUGACAAUACGUAGUCAUAUAUCAUCUGUUCGUUCAGUAAUUUGUCUUCCUGUAAAACCAAAUGUGUACAUUAUUGUUACAGUUGGUGCUAGAGCUCAAUUGAAAAUUUGGUCUCUAAAUAUAAUAGAUGAAGGUUAGUAAUAAUUAGAACAGAGGACGUGUAGCUCUAAAAAAAAACAUAAUAUUAUGCAAUCACUUAUGUACUUAAAAACCCUAAAAUAUCCACUAAAAAUAAGUUCUAUAAUUUUUUUUUUUAUUGAUUUAAUAAAAAAAAUUUAGUCAUUUAAAAAAACAUCUAAAAUAAGAAAAACAAUUACCUACUUAAUUGAAUUAUAUAACAUACUAUGAGUGAAUUAAUAUAAAAAAGUACCUUUUUGACUUGAUAAAAUGUGUACUUUUAAUUUGUAUUAAUUAAUUAAAUUAAACAGAUAUUAGUAUAUAACAUUAAAUGAUUUAUAAAUUUGAUUGAUUUUUAAAAAAUAACACUUAAUAUAUUAAUUUAUGAUUUUAUUAAUGAUUUUUCGUUUUGUUAAAUGUUAUUUCUUAAGAAACUGUGGAAAAAAACCCUCAAAAGCAUAAAAAAAAAUCUCUAAGUGUCUAAAAAAGACCUAAAUACACGAUACAAGAUUGUAAAUUUGGCUUUGUUGUAACUUGAAACAAAUAUCGUUCAAACUGGUCUUAUUUUACAACUGCACAAAAUAAAUAUGCAAAUGCUAAAAAUCCUCUGCCCUAGUAAUAAUAAAUGUAUUAUAAUAUUAAAAUGUGUAUUUUCUUUUUUUUUUUAGAUAUUUACUGUGAAAAGUCUGCGUCACAUUUGUUAUAUAGUAUUCAAAAUAAAAAACUAUGGAGGUUACCACCGAAUGAAGGUGAUAUGCGCUUUAUGGAUGUCUGUGUUCAAUAUAUUGCACCAAAAUUAAUUAUCAUUUUUAUUGCAUGUUCAGAUGGGACUAUUAGGUAUGAUUAGUACAUAAAUUGUAUUAAGUAGUAAUUAAUUAUUAUUAUUGUAUUGUAUUUAAAAUAUUAAACUUUAAAAAAUUGCAGGUUAUAUAGAUAUGAUAUAAGUAAUAAAACAUUGAAUUUACUUUUACAAAGUUUAAAUUAUAACUGUUGUAUGUUAAAAAUGUUAAAAAUUCAGAUAAAUAACAAUGAUUAUAUUUUAUCUACUUCUGCCAAAGGAUUAGUAUUUUUUUGGAACAUUUCAGAGUUAAAUUAUGAAAGAUUGGAACAAACAUCAUUAGAUAUAAAACCAGUAUAUCAAUAUAAUUUACAUCAAUCUGGAAUAAACUGUUGUGAUUGGUUAGAAUUAGAAAAUAAAUAUUAUUUACUAGCAACUGGCGGAGAUGACCAAAAUUUAAAGUUAUCGGUUUUUCAAUGUAUUGUUAAUGUAAUAUUCAAAUGUGAUGUUUCUGUUUUUGUUCAUUCUUCUCAAGUAACAGGUAAUUUUUAACUACUUUUAGAUUCUGAGUGGAGCAAAGAAGCUUAUAAUUUUAUAAAAAAAUUUUUUUUUUUUUAUCGUGCGCAACUUUUUUACUAGAGACUUGCUUAGAUUUUGAAGUGUAGUAUUUUUUUCUGAAAGGAAGUCAGUGUAGAGAGGUCAUUUUUUUGAUUUUCUCAUGAAAUGCGAAUACCUAAAAAAAAAAAACAGGAAAAACAGGAAACUGGAAAAAUUGGUACAACGUAAAACAAAUAUUAAAGAAAAUAUAUAAAGCCUAUUUAAUUAUUUUACUAUAAAAUGAAUUAUAUUAUUGACAAAGUAUCAUUAUCAAUUGAACUCCACUCAGAAUCGUUUUUUGUAAGCAAUGGUUUAUCAUUGCUUACAGAUAUACAUUAAAUUAUCUAUAAUAAUGGCUGCUCCCGUCUCCAUUAUCCUAGGACGUUUUUUUUAAACAUAAAUUGCAAUUGAUUUAUAUUUUUAUAAUACCUUUGUAUUGUUUGGAUUAUUUUUAGGUGUUAAAGUUUUCAAUAAAUUUGUUGUAAGUGCUUCUGUAGAUCAGAAUAUAAUAUUUUGUUCAUGGAGUUUUGAUAUGAAAAAUAAAUCUUUAAAAUUAUCACCAUUAACAUCAUAUUUCACUACAGUUCCAGAUAUUCAUGGUUUAAUAGCUCAACAAAUUGAGUAA
This is a messenger RNA of Cinara cedri, 6279 nucleotides long. Lineage: Eukaryota; Metazoa; Arthropoda; Insecta; Hemiptera; Aphididae. The record is from the annotation of a GenBank genome assembly.